Heterostelium album PN500 is the source of this 852-nucleotide messenger RNA. RefSeq names its product putative protein serine/threonine kinase (gene cdk11). The record is from RefSeq and is a predicted model, not a curated record. Gene Ontology annotation, biological process: regulation of mitotic cell cycle; protein phosphorylation. Gene Ontology annotation, cellular component: nucleus. The coding region runs from base 1 to 852 and encodes 283 amino acids. NCBI's taxonomy places the organism in Eukaryota, Evosea, Eumycetozoa, Acytosteliales, Acytosteliaceae. The transcript has 4 exons. Gene Ontology annotation, molecular function: ATP binding; cyclin-dependent protein serine/threonine kinase activity.
AUGUCGAUUAUCGAUAAUAAUAAUAAAAGAGAGAACAACAAUGUAGUUUUAAAAAGAGAAUUUAAACCGUUUUCACCAUGUAGAAGCGUUGAUUGUUAUAAAAAGUUAAAUACAAUCAAUGAAGGUGCAUUUGGUGUUGUUUAUAAAGCAAUGGAUAAAGAAACCAAUGAAAUUGUGGCACUGAAAAAGAUAAAGACAGAACACGAAAAAGAAGGAUUCCCACUGACUUCAGUGCGUGAGAUACGUGUGUUGAUGGAGCUGAAGCACCCGCAUCUCGUCAAUAGUUGGGUGGUUCACCGUGAUCUAAAGACAGCGAACCUGUUGUACACGAACUGCGGUGAGUUGAAAAUCGCCGAUCUCGGUUUGGCGCGUGAGUACGGCAGUCCGCUGCGCCCGCUCUCCGAGGGUGUCGUCACGCUGUGGUACCGCGCGCCAGAGCUACUCCUCGGAACCCAGAUCUACUCGACGCCCAUCGAUAUUUGGUCGGUCGGCUGCAUCUUUGCCGAGAUUAUCUCACGUGAAGUACUCCUGCCAGGCACAUCGGAAAUCGACCAACUCGACCGCAUCUUCAAGCUUCUCGGCACACCCAACGAACAAAUCUGGGACGGAUUCAACAAACUUCCAUUGGUUAAGAAUCUAAACUUAAUACCACAACCUUAUAAUAAUUUGAAGAAUAAAUUCCCACAUAUAACCGACCAGACCUAUGAUCUAUUGUCGAGACUGUUGACGUAUGAUCCAGAGAAGAGAAUAACAGCAGCGGAAGCAUUGGAACACCCCUAUUUCAAAGAGAAUCCACCACCUCGAGAUACUGCACUCAUGCCUAUUUUCCCAACCACUCAUAAAACAUCUUGA